AUGGACGUUCUGAUCAGCCUGAAUCACGGCAACUCCUUCAUCUCUGGUGCCUACACCAUCACUGCCUCCACAUGUUCAGACGGGUUCGUGGUGGCCAUCGUGUUCCUGGUGCUGCUGAUCCUGGUGGCUUUAGCCCUCAUGUGGUGGUUCUGGCCUCUCUGCUGCACUGUGGUCAUCAAAGACCCGCCGCCGCCUCCUCCACCUUCACGGCCUCCACCACCUGAGCCCGAACCGCUGCCCAAGAAGAAGUGGCCGACCGUGGACGCCUCGUAUUAUGGAGGACGGGGAGCCGGAGGGAUCAAACGCAUGGAGGUACGCUGGGGAGAGAAGGGCUCGACGGAGGAAGGAGCCCGACUGGAGAAAGCCAAGAACGCCAUAGUUCACAUACCGGAGGAAGUAGAGGAGCCGAUGAUCAAACGUCCACGUCCGAAACCUGCCCAGACCCACCAGGCCGAGAACAAGUGGUACACUCCCAUCAAGGGUCGUCUCGAUGCUUUGUGGGCUUUAUUUCGGCGGCAGUACGACCGAGUGUCCCUGAUGCGUCCCACCUCAGCAGACAAGGGUCGGUGUAUGAAUUUCAACCGUGUGCAGCGUUAGUAGAGGAAGAAGAAGAACUGCUGUGUGAAAAACCAACAUGUGCUGAUCGCUGUGGACCAGAGAAGACUUUCAGGUUUUAUUGUUUCGUUUUGUUUGAAGACGUGUAAUCUGCAGCUGAAACCACUAUCAGUUCACUCCGCUUCACUUUGUGCACAAAGUUUCCUCCUUUGGUUCUCUGCCCUCAGGAGCACACAGGGUGAAAUGUUCAUAUUCUUUAAGUUAUUUACUACCUUUUUUUUUUUCUCCUUACAACCAAAUCUUUUUUUUUUGAUAUAUAUAUUAUUAAAAUUUUAAUUAAUGAAAAGACAUUUAAAAAAAAAAAAAAAGCAGAAGCAUUCAGACUCGGUUAGCUUUUCAUGCGCACCAAAGGCUUAACAUAUUCUGACCAUAUUGUGCCUUCUGUGAAAAACCUAAUUUCAUGGACACAGACGGAAGCUUUAAAAAAAAAAAAAAAAAAACGCAGAGAGAGAGAGAAAGAAAGGGGGCCGUUUGCCUUUGGCGUGGAAGUCGGAAUAAUCCCAGUGGGCCUCACAAGUGCAGAAGUCGGCUGCCUUUUGGCAACGUCUCAUCACGACUCCUCUCCAACUUCAGCGGUGCCGGAUGCCUGGCGGCUGCUCUUUGACUGGCUUAUCUUGUCAUUUUAACACUGAGAAGUGCACACGCAUGAAAAAUUGUAGACAGGACGCCCCAAGGUAUUGGAAGACUUUGCCCUUUAGUUUUUUUUUUUUUUUAAAGACACCUUCUUUUCAUUAUGCACUCGGGACAAGGGAAAUUAAUAGAGCGUUAUUCGACCGCGGGACAGCCUCCUGACCACGAUGAGCUCCAGCUACGUUUGAGGGAUUGAUGCCUUUAAGACCUUGACAUGGCGCUUGGUGUUUUUUGCCCCUGUUUUUCGGCGCAGUCUGCUCCGUGCUCGCUAAGGCGUGGCGCAUCACAAACAGGCCCAUCAGUUCGGACUUUUUUUAAAGAUACAGAUAGAUGUUCGUCGGAGGGGGCCGCAUCACAACUCCAGUGGCUCCCUCAGCGACCAGAAUAUCAAAGUUUAAUUAAAAUAAUUAAAGGCAACAGCAAGCAGCAGCCUGUGAAGACUCGGCUUGUCUCUUUUUUUACGCCUUUUGACAUUGAAUGACCUAUUACAGGAAGGGGAAAAAAAAAAAAAGCGGCGCCGACGUCCAAAACGCAAACCCAAAGCAACGGAUGCGACGGACGGAUAAGUAUUGUUCAUUUACACAAAAUUAUGUCCCCCCUCUUUCCUCCUCCUCCCUCCGCACCCAACCCCAAAAAAUAUAUAUUUAUGUAUAUUGUGGAUUUCUCAAGCGCGCUGUCACGACGCCAAUCCCAAAUGAUGUCAGUGCGAGCGGAAAAAACAGUGGUGGGGGGGGAGGAAAAAGGGGGCAGCAGCUGAAGAAAAAGGCUCGAAUGAUCCAGUCACUUCGGAUACCGUACUUCAGAUGCAAAAUGGAUAUUCGAGUCGAAACCUGACAAAGCGUGCCGGCUUUGACGGGAAGCGGUAUAGACAAUGACCAGUGGCUGGGUCAGUGGGAUGUCUCUGUGCAAGCAGGGAAGCUUAUCAAAUGACACUAAAAAUAAGUUCAGCAACCGUCAAGUUUGAGGGCGAGCGGCUCACAUUUUCGGCGAGCGACACGACGCCCUAAUUAAUCCUUUGUUUCCUCCUUUCGUCCCGAUUGGACGUAAAUAAAACGAAUCCUCGGGGUGCGCUGGUGUUUAUGUCCGACUUAAACGCUUCUCUAGCCUCUUGCAUAAUUUUUGCAGACAUUUAAUCGGCUCAUCGGGCUCCUUUUUGGAAAUGUUUUUACGUUACAAGCACAGGAAUGUUAUUAACCCGAACUCAUGCAACAUUUACACACUGUGUCGUUACUAUAGUGGUUGUACAUGAAGGAGGAAAAGUUGAAUUGUGCCUUUUUUUAUACAAGAAAAAAUAAGUAUUUUUGUAUUUUUUUUUAUCAGUUUAGCUUUUAGUUUGUCAACAUUUCCACCAAAUUUGUUUCGUGUGACUUGCAUGCACUACUUCCUGCUUGGCACAAUGUAAUUUAUCGUUUUAUUAUCUUGAUUGUAUCUUUUAUACUCACGUAGCACCUUGAAGUCCAGGUUCGAGUCGCACAAGCUGCACAAUGUGUGCGAGUCGCAACCGAAACACACCCCAAAAAAAAUGUAAAAAAAAAAAAAAAGUCUUUUUAUUACGACGCUCUUUUCUGAGUUUUUACACUGUUUUUGUUUUUUGUUUUAAUAAUUUUUUAUUUCUAGUCAUUUCUGUUAUUGUGUUACACUGCAAUCUGUUGUGUCAAAUAUACAUCCGAUAAAAAAA
Messenger RNA from Stegastes partitus (bicolor damselfish), 2923 nucleotides. RefSeq names its product anthrax toxin receptor 2-like. The transcript has 7 exons. Gene Ontology annotation, molecular function: transmembrane signaling receptor activity. The record is from RefSeq and is a predicted model, not a curated record. The coding region runs from base 1 to 597 and encodes 198 amino acids. Lineage: Eukaryota; Metazoa; Chordata; Actinopteri; Pomacentridae. Gene Ontology annotation, cellular component: plasma membrane; cell surface.